Molecule: messenger RNA, 1224 nt
Organism: Bufo bufo (common toad)
Lineage: Eukaryota; Metazoa; Chordata; Amphibia; Anura; Bufonidae
Gene: RPL7L1
Product: ribosomal protein L7 like 1
Exons: 7
Coding region: 36-836 (266 amino acids)
Biological process (GO): maturation of LSU-rRNA from tricistronic rRNA transcript (SSU-rRNA, 5.8S rRNA, LSU-rRNA)
Cellular component (GO): cytosolic large ribosomal subunit
Molecular function (GO): structural constituent of ribosome; RNA binding
Source: RefSeq, a predicted model, not a curated record
UUGCCCGGCCUCAACAUGUCGGACUGCACGUGUUUAUGGGCGGAAGUGCGUGUUUCUACCUACUUCCGGUUUACGCUGCUCAUCGGUACAGCGCCAUGGAAGGGACAGAACCCCGGAAACUUCCACGUGUCCCCGAGAAUCUUCUGAAGAAAAGGAAGAAAUAUCAGGGUCUUAAGGCAGCAGAGGCCAAGAGAGCUCUAGAGGAAAAGAGAAAGAUUCAGCCGGGAAAGCAGAUAAAAUUUAAACGUCUUGAAAGUUUUGUGAGAGACUCCAGAAGAAAGUUGAGAGAUGACUGCAGGUUACGCAGAAUGCAGAUCUAUAAGAAGAUCAUCCCCAACAUAUCCAGCGAGAAGCUCGCCUUUGUAGUGAGAAUUACUGACAUUCAGGGUGUGAACCAGCACGUGCUCAGAAUCAUCAAAAUCUUUAGACUGGGAAAGAUUUUCUCUGGCGUUUUUGUGAAGCUGACCCCAGAAUCUUUGAAGAUGAUACAAGCGAUCGAGCCAUACGUGGCAUGGGGUUUCCCAAACUUGAAAUCUGUACGAGAACUCAUCUUAAAACGUGGACAAGGAAUGGUGAAAGGCAAAAAGAUGCCUCUAACGGACAACAAUAUGAUAGAAGAGCAGUUGGGGCAAUUUGGAAUCAUCUGCUUAGAAGAUGUGAUUCAUGACCUAUAUUCAGCAGGAAGCAACUUUACAGCUGUAAAUAAGUUCCUGUGCCCCUUCCAGUUGUCUAUAGCCCGUCACGCAGGCAUUAACAGGAAAGGUUAUCUCACUGAAGUUGGCGAUCCUGGAAACCGAGGUGUUGGCAUUAACCAGCUUAUACGGAAGCUCAACUAAAGGCUCUCCUCACACGUUUGGAUCACCAGUGCCCUUUGAAGUGGUAUUCAUUCAGAUGUUUCUUGAGCACAGCGGAUUGCUACAUGAAGACUUGUAAACCGAAGAGCGGCAGGACCCCCAAAUCUUCUGGACAUCUGACUUGUGACACCUUCAAACUUUAUCUGUCAGAGUAAAUGUACAUUACCUGUAAAGAAUUUGACAUUUUACCUGGACUCAUGCGGCCAUGGACUAUGGUAAAGGAGUACUUUCAUAGUGUAUAUAACAUUAUGUCAGCCUGACGUGGUAUCAGGAACUUUCUUGAUUUUUUUAUUUUUAUGUAAAUUAAAGUUUAUAUUAUACCUCUAUUUGGACUGGUGUUUUUAGAGUGAAUAAAAAAAUUACAUCCUUU